Chanos chanos (milkfish) is the source of this 463-nucleotide messenger RNA. It is a transcript of the gene rplp2b, whose product is annotated as ribosomal protein, large P2 b. The transcript has 5 exons. Lineage: Eukaryota; Metazoa; Chordata; Actinopteri; Gonorynchiformes; Chanidae. Gene Ontology annotation, molecular function: structural constituent of ribosome. Gene Ontology annotation, cellular component: cytosolic large ribosomal subunit; ribosome. The record is from RefSeq and is a predicted model, not a curated record. Bases 72 to 416 code for a protein of 114 amino acids. Gene Ontology annotation, biological process: cytoplasmic translational elongation.
ACGCCUUUCAACUUCCUUUCUGCCUUGUACGUGUCUCGUCGUGAACACGCGAAAACCUUCUCUCCAUAAAAAUGCGUUACGUUGCUGCUUACCUGCUUGCUGCCCUGGGGGGCAAAGAUAGCCCUCAGGCAGGUGACAUCAAGAAGAUCCUGGAAAGUGUUGGCAUUGAAGCCGAUGACACCCGCAUGGAGAAGGUGAUUUCAGAGCUCAAUGGCAAGAAUGUUGAGGAUGUGAUCGCUCAAGGCUUUAGCAAACUUGCCAGUGUGCCAUCUGGUGGCGCUGUAGCUGUUGCCAGCUCUGCUGCCCCCAGCGCAGGAGGAGCUGCCGCCCCUGCCGCCGCAGAGGAGAAGAAAGAAGAGAAGAAGGAGGAGUCUGAGGAGUCUGACGACGACAUGGGCUUUGGACUGUUUGACUAAUUUGUCACCUCAGGACCAAACCAAUAAAAUAUUUGAUAAAAAAAGAA